Messenger RNA from Biomphalaria glabrata, 3576 nucleotides. RefSeq lists its product as uncharacterized. The transcript has 2 exons. The record is from RefSeq and is a predicted model, not a curated record. Lineage: Eukaryota; Metazoa; Mollusca; Gastropoda; Planorbidae. The coding region runs from base 22 to 1647 and encodes 541 amino acids.
CCAGAACCCUCCAAAAACGAGAUGUUUUUAGUGAUUGUCGGUGCCAGCAUGAUGGGUGCAAGUGUACUGUUGGUCCUGGCAGUCGUUGGAUCUAUAUGUUACAUUGUUAAAAAGAAUAAAAGAAUCAACAAGAAAGAAGAGUCCAGGAUGUUGAAGAGCUCCAUGGGCGACACUUAUGAAGUUAUUAAAGAUAAUGAAGUGGAAACGCAUGGCAGUUCUGACAUCUACAGCUCGGCCAAGGAAAACCACGCCACUGCAACCACGAUACCCAACCGAUACACCAUCAGUACUGGACGCGGGUCGAAGAGUUCCAAGAAGUCAAAGAGCUCCUCAAAGUCAAACACCCUUGAUCUCUGCCGCAAGGAGUCAGACUCUCUUUACAGUGUCGCGGACGCCGAGGAUGACCGGGAAGAGGGUUUAAACUUUGAUGACUCCCAGGAAGACUAUGAGGUCAUUUCAGAGACUGCUCGAAAGCCACCGCCAAACAACAAAAUCGCCACGCCUUUCCUGCUGGCUACUAACGCUGGCGCCUUGCCACUGCCACAGCUGAGAUCGGUGACGGCUCGACACGAGCCCACCGACGUCAAACCUCCAGCGACCGAGCCUCCGUCGCCAGGUUCCAAUACAACGUCUUGUAAACCAAGAGAGUCAUCCCCCUAUCAGGCUUUGGACCGUUCGGGCAGGGCUCGCUCUAUUGACCUGAACAUAAUCUCGAACUAUGACGACGUCAUUGACGUCCGGUCAACAAAGUCCAAUCGGCACCAGCAAUGCAAAACUGCAGACGUGGUGCACGGUAAUGAGCCGGCCUUCACCUUUACACCCAAGUGCUUCUCAGAGAAUGUGUACUCCUUGCAGAAGAGAGCCGAGAGCGAGAGCACGGAUAACGAGGAGCACAUCUACGAGGCCUACGAUAAAGUCAACGCCAACCAAAAGGCCAGCUACGCUAACAUUCAACCAGCGGCGCCAGUAUCCACGGUGGUGCCGAAUACGAACACGCUUCCCUCAUCGCCCGCCCGUGACAAUAUAUACUUUCUGUGUGAAUCAGACGAUUCCGACUCUUCAAACGAGUCUGUGUCUAACUGUAACGUAGACGACAACUCAACAACCGAGCUGGGAAUGCUUGUCGAGCAUGUGUCAGAUCUCACACAAAUCUCGGACAACUUGUUAGAAGAAAAAGGGCACAAUGACAUUCUGUGUCCAUCGCUACAAGAUUCCGACAAACAAAAUCCAAAAGAUGAAGACGUGCAGAAGGCAGCAAGCGUCUCUGGAGAAACGCCAAAAGAGGAUGCCAAUGCCAAUUCCUCGGAAGAUAUGAAUACAAUGCUCUCGCAAUCGAUCAGCAUUGAAGCUCCGAUUCCUUUAAUCUCACAGUCAACUGAAGCCACACCAGAGUCGUCGCAGCCAACAGAAUACACCGACAACAUUGACAAUCCAAGCACAUCUCAAGUAGGUCUAGAGAACGUCAGAAGUGAUACAUCGGAGACACCAUUAAGGACGACAUACUCUAAUAGAAAUGGUGCGCCAAGAAUAUCCUUUCUUGCAGACAGCGUUACAAAUAGCGCGCCAGAAACCCCCAAAGAGAUUUUCGACACGCUAAAUAACAACAUAAAUACAUCUUCAUUCGUGGCUGAUCAGUCGCAAACAUAAAGACAUUUAGAAAUGAGACACAGUCUACUCAGCUAGACGUCUGAAGAUACUAUGAAUUAAUUCGCCUGAGGGCAUGUUAAACUAUACAUUUGUUCGAAGAUCCUUUGUUUUAGAUGUAGUGCUUCAAAAAUGUUCUUCUGUAAAUUACAUAUGGAAUGGUAUACAUAUUAUAGAUUAUAGCAUUUUCAACAUUACAUGAGUUUUCCAGGACAUAAUGAGGUGUGCAUUACAACUCAAACGAAAAUGCUUUUGCAUAAAAAUGAAAUGGGGAUAUGUAUCAGUGUAUGUCUAUAUAUUCCAAAUCAGACAGAAUUACGAUGAAUGAGAAUAAAAAUUCUCGCACUUGUACAUGUCAAAGACUUUUUGCGAGACAUGUUGGUGUUAUAAAAGUUUGCACUUGAAGCUGAUAAAGGGAGAUGAAAAUGAUACAUUUUUACUUUACUGAGUCUUUACUCUAGUUUUGUCCCUUGCAUGUCAUUUUUCAAUUUAUUUUCAAUUCUGAGAAUGUAUUGAGAUUUUAAAUAUAACGUAUGUAUGUGUAUAUGUGUGUGUGUGUGUGUGUGUGUGAUUGUCUAACUUCAAUGGCUGCUGGUUAAAAUAACAUAAGGGAGAUAAAAGAGCGAUGUUUAAAUGUGUUACCCCCCUUUCACAAGUUUGUUAAUAAUAUUGUCAGCUCUUGAAAGUGAACCAGAGAAAUGCAAUGCACAUGUAGACAUUAGAUUUACAAAAAACAGACAUUUGAUUUACAAAACAAAGAUAUAUGAUUUAUAAAACACAGACAUUUGAUUUACAAAACACAAGACAUUUGAUUUACGAAACACAGACAUUUGAUUUACGAAACACAAGACAUUUGAUUUACGAAACACAAGACAUUUGAUUUACAAAACACAGACAUUUGAUUUACGAAACACAGACAUUUGAUUUACAAAAAACAAGACAUUUGAUUUACAAAACACAGACAUUCGAUUUACAAAACACAAGACAUUCGAUUUGCAAAACACAGACAUUUGAUUUGCAAAACACAGACAUUCGAUUUACAAAACACAGACAUUCGAUUUACAAAACACAAGACAUUUGAUUUACAAAACACAAGACAUUUGAUUUACAAAACACAGACAGUUGAUUUACAAAACACAGACAUUCGAUUUACGAAACACAAGACAUUUGAUUUACAAAACACAAGACAUUUGAUUUACAAAACACAGACAUUCGAUUUACAAAACACAAGACAUUUGAUUUACAAAACACAGACAUUCGAUUUACAAAACACAAGACAUUUGAUUUACGAAACACAGACAUUCGAUUUACAAAACACAAGACAUUUGAUUUACAAAACACAAGACAUUUGAUUUACAAAACACAAGACAUUUGAUUUACAAAACACAGACAUUUGAUUUACAAAACACAGACAUUUGAUUUACAAAACACAGACAUUUGAUUUACAAAACACAAGACAUUUGAUUUACAAAACACAAGACAUUUGAUUUACAAAACACAAGACAUUUGAUUUACAAAACACAGACAUUUGAUUUACAAAACACAGACAUUUGAUUUACAAAACACAAGACAUUUGAUUUACAAAACACAAGACAUUUGAUUUACAAAACACAAGACAUUUGAUUUACAAAACACAGACAUUUGAUUUACAAAACACAGACAUUUGAUUUACAAAACACAAGACAUUUGAUUUACAAAACACAAGACAUUUGAUUUAAACACACACACUGGCUAAAACAAAAACAACGCCUCAUUACAUUUUGUUAAAUAUCCCUCACAUUUUUUUUAAAACCUAGUCACUAUGUUAUACUCUGAUGAUGUUACCAAUGUUCUAAGCUUUUGUGAAACAAUAUGUACAUAAGAUUCGUUCCAUGUCUAUUGUGACUCUUUUUUUGAACUCAAAACAAUUAUAAUAAAGGCUUCAACUAUGUG